AUGCAAGAUUCAGUCAGUCAGUCGGUAUCCGGCUUUUCAAAAGCUCCCGUAGUGUUCUGUCCGAAAAACAAAAAGAAGAAAAACCUUUCUAUAGCAGGCGUUGAAAAAAACCUCCCAACUCUUUCUUCUUCUCUCGCUCCAACUCCAACAGACUCGGAGGAGGAGGGUAGCGGAAAUGACUUCUGUUGA
Messenger RNA from Prunus armeniaca (apricot), 189 nucleotides. NCBI's taxonomy places the organism in Eukaryota, Viridiplantae, Streptophyta, Magnoliopsida, Rosales, Rosaceae. The record is from the annotation of a GenBank genome assembly.